AUGAGCGAAUCUUGGCGAGACCGUAAAUUUCCUAAUACUUUAGUUCUGUUCGAUGUUGAUGGGACGUUGACACCAGCUCGUCGGAUCGCUAAACCUGAAAUGUUAGAAGUCCUUAAGGACCUAAGAAAACAUGUCGUGAUUGGGUUUGUUGGAGGUUCUGACCUCAAAAAGCAAAAGGAACAACUUGGAGAUUAUGUUAUAGAAAAUUUCGAUUUUGCUUUCUCUGAAAAUGGACUCACUGCCUUUCGGCUCGGGCAACAGCUCGAGUCCCAGAGUUUCAUAAAAUGGAUUGGUGAAGAAAAAUACGCUAAACUAGCGAAUUUUAUACUGAGAUAUAUCGCAAAUCUUGAAAUCCCCAAAAAACGUGGCACGUUUAUCGAAUUUCGAGCUGGAAUGAUAAAUGUAUCACCAAUUGGAAGAAAUUGCAGCGUCCAGGAAAGAGAUGAAUUUGAGGAAUACGAUAAAAUACAUAAAAUUCGUUCACAGUUUGUUGAAGCUUUGAAAAAGGAAUUUCCCGAUUACGGCUUAACAUUUUCGAUUG
Ambispora leptoticha is the source of this 541-nucleotide messenger RNA. The record is from the annotation of a GenBank genome assembly. Lineage: Eukaryota; Fungi; Glomeromycota; Glomeromycetes; Archaeosporales; Ambisporaceae.